Bipolaris zeicola 26-R-13 is the source of this 162-nucleotide messenger RNA. RefSeq lists its product as uncharacterized. The record is from RefSeq and is a predicted model, not a curated record. The transcript has a single exon. Bases 1 to 162 code for a protein of 53 amino acids. NCBI's taxonomy places the organism in Eukaryota, Fungi, Ascomycota, Dothideomycetes, Pleosporales, Pleosporaceae.
AUGGCCCGUCCAAGCUGCUCCCACAGCUUCAAAUUGAUCAAGUCCGACACCACUCUCGUCGUUUGGACCUGCAACUUGUGCCACAGCGGGCCCUUCACGUCCAUCUACCAAUGCGAUCAGUGCAAGCUCAAGACGUGCCAGCCCUGUGCCUCCAAAGCAUGA